CACGGGCACGAAUCACCGUCCUUGGACGACGAUGGGCAUCGAGAUGCGCACCACGUUGUGAUGGUACCUCCGGAAGGGAGAAAGCAAAUAUUGUAUCUCCGUCGCCUUAAGCCGUCGAGUGUUUUUCGUUCUUCCCGUCGCCUCGCGUUGUCGACGAAGCCAUAGGAAGACGACGAAACGAUCGAUUCGUAUCGCCUUCGUGCAACGGGUUUCCCUUCAACUGGCGUUCGAUUGGUUUCUUUAGAUUCUUUCACGCCUUGUCUUCCUCCGUCUCUUCAAGAACCCUAGUUCUUUUCUCCUUCUUCACCACCUUAUCUCGAUCGUUUUUUCUUUGUUUAUGGAGCCUCAAGAAUCCGCUAGGUGGUCAUAUAGGUGCUAAAGAUCCGAUCUUUAAAGGGGCUUUUGAUAAGAGAAAACUAGCCCGGCGUUGGUGAGCGGGACUGAAGUUGGAAAUGUCGUCCGAUAUAAGGAAAUGGUUCAUGAAGCAACACGACAAGGGGAGUGGGUCUGUAUCAAAGCCUGCGUCAAAGCCUGCUACAGCUGUUCCGGAUAAACCUUCUCCGCUGAGCUCACAGAAACCGGUGCAAGCAACACAAGAGAACUCUGGCAGAAGAAAAACUAGCAAAUAUUUCACAACAUCUACAGCCAAGGAAGUGAACUCAAAGGAAACGGUAAAGGAAAAAGUAGAAGCUAAAACACCACCAAAAAGGAAGACUCGAAAAUCCAUUGAGGAUCUCCCAGAUGAUAUUAAGCCGUCACCUGCAAAGAAGUUGCAUAGGAAUGAUGAUGAUGAUGAUGAUGAUGACUUUGUGCCACCUAGUAAGGAUAAAAGGUCAGCUGAGGUCAAACCUACCAAGAAAAUGAAGACUGGCUCUGGUAUACAGAUUAUCAGUAGUUCUCAUGAAGUUGAUGAUCAUCUUGAAGAUGAAACCGAUGAAAAUGAUUAUGAAACUCCUCUUAAAGCUGGUGGGAGGGGUAAGGGUGGAAGAGGGUCUGGAGCUACUGCAGGAGGAAGAGGGAGAGGUGGUGGCAGAGGUGGGUAUAUGAAUUUUGGAGAGAGGAAGGAUCCUCCACACAAAGGGGAAAAGGAAGUUCCGGAAGGUUCUCCUGAAUGUUUAAAUAGUCUGACAUUCGUCAUAAGUGGUACACUUGACAGUUUGGAACGUGAGGAAGCUGAAGAUUUAAUUAAACGCCAUGGUGGUAGGGUCACUAGUGCUGUCAGCAAAAAGACGAGUUUUCUUUUAGCUGAUGAGGAUGUUGGUGGGAGGAAAUCUUCAAAAGCCAAGGAGCUGGGUAUUCCCUUCCUUACUGAGGAUGGAUUAUUUGAUAAGAUCCGGAAAUCAAAGCCUGCUAAAGCACAGAUGCAAGAAGAGAAAAAGAAGAGAUCCCCAGAAAAGAUGGACAAACCAAUUAUCAAUAAAAGCCCUCGCAAAGUUGAAGUGAAAGAUGAUAAAGCUGUUUCUAUUGGAAGAAAAGAUGCUGCAAAAAAUGUUAAAUCAGGCAUCUCGCCUGACAAAAGAAAAAGUCAGUCUGGUGAUCGGAGUUCAUUGACAUGGACUGAGAAGUAUCGUCCGAAGCUUCCAAAUGACAUCAUUGGCAAUCAGUCAAUCGUUAAGCAACUUCAUGACUGGUUAAUGACCUGGGAUGAACAUUUCUUGCAUGCUGGCCAGAAAGGAAAAGGGAAAAAGCAAUCUGACAGUGGAUCUAAAAAAGCCGUGCUGCUGAGUGGAUCACCUGGAAUUGGGAAAAGCACUUCAGCAAAGUUAGUCAGUCAGAUGAUUGGUUUCCAAGCUAUUGAGGUUAAUGCAAGUGAUAGCCGUGGCAAGGCAGAUGCCAAAAUUGGUAAAGGAAUUGGUGGAAGUACAUCAAAUUCUAUCAAAGAACUUGUUAGCAAUGAAAUAGUAAAUUCUAGCAGUGACUGCAGGUCAAAGCGUCAAAAAUCUGUGUUAAUCAUGGAUGAGGUUGAUGGCAUGUCUGCUGGAGAUAGAGGUGGAGUGGCUGAUCUUAUUGCUAGCAUAAAGAUUUCUAAGAUUCCUAUCAUCUGCAUCUGUAAUGAUCGCUACAGUCAAAAGCUCAAGAGUCUUGUCAACUACUGCUUGCCACUUAACUACAGGAAACCUACUAAGCAGCAGAUGGCUAAAAGGUUGAAGCAAAUUGCAGAUGCUGAAGGUCUCCAAAUUAAUGAGGUUGCACUUGAAGAACUUGCAGAAAGAGUAAAUGGAGAUAUGCGCAUGGCAAUAAAUCAAUUGCAGUACAUGAGCAUCUCAAAGUCAGCAAUCAAUUAUGACGAUAUAAGACAGCGCCUUCUUUCUAGUGCAAAGGAUGAAGAUAUUUCACCCUUUACAGCCGUUGACAAGCUCUUUGGAUUCAAUGGUGGGAAGCUGCGUAUGGAUGAAAGAAUUGAUUUAAGCAUGAGUGAUCCUGACUUGGUUCCCCUUAUUGUUCAGGAAAAUUAUAUCAACUAUCGACCAACUUCUAUUGGCAAGGAUGAGAAUGGAGUUAAAAGAAUGCAAUUCCUUGCACAGGCUGCUGAGUCUAUAGGGGAUGGUGAUAUAUUCAAUGUUCAGAUCAGAAGAUAUCGGCAGUGGCAGCUUUCGCAAUCUAGUUCAUUUGCAUCCUGUAUAAUCCCGGCUGCUUUGAUGCAUGGGCAUCGAGAGACCCUUGAACCGGGAGAACGCAACUUUAAUAGGUUUGGCGGAUGGCUAGGGAAGAACUCGACAAUGGGAAAGAAUUUGCGACUUUUGGAAGAUGUUCAUGUUCACUUUCUUGCAUCACAGGAAGCUAAGUUGGAUAGGGCAACCUUGCGGGUGGACUACUUGACUCUUCUAUUGAAACAGCUUACAGAUCCUCUUCAAAUGAUGCCUAAGGAAGUUGCUGUUCAGAAGGUUGUGGAAUUCAUGGAUGCUUAUUCUUUAACUCAAGAAGACUUCGACACAAUUGUGGAGCUAUCCAAGUUCAAGGGACAUCCGAAUCCCAUGGACAACAUUCAACCAGCAGUGAAAUCUGCACUAACCAAGGCAUAUAAGCAAGGAAGCAGCUCCCGUGUUGUGCGAUCAGCAGAUCUGAUAACACUUCCGGGCUUGAAAAAGGCUCCGAAGAAGCGUAUAGCGGCAAUCUUGGAACCUGUGGAGGAUGGUGUAUCUGAAGAAAAUGGAGAAGCUCUAGCGGAAAAUGAAGAAGAGAAUUCUGAUUCAGAAGAUGCAGAUGAUCUUGGACUUGGUACAAAUGCCGAUCAGAAGCCACAACUUGAUCUUCUGAGCAACAAACCGAAGGGAGUCCAAGUGCAGCUUGAUUUGAAGAACAAUGGAAAGUCAAAUGUGAAGAAGAAGACCCCUGCUAGCAAAUCAAGAGCUUCGGAGCCUGCUGACAAGGGGGCACAAAUGUCUGGAAGUAGAAAGAGGAAAAAAUAGACUCUUGCUUAUGUCAAAGGUGAAACAUGUUUAUCUUCAAAUUUUGGAUGGCUGCAGACACACCCAACAUGCUUGUUUUUAUUGUAGUUUCCAUGUUCCAAGUUUAGUGUACAUCACCUUUGAAUUGACCCGAGAGUCGGCAGACACCUUCUUCUGCCUUGGUUCUUUUUCA
Molecule: messenger RNA, 3582 nt
Organism: Musa acuminata subsp. malaccensis (wild Malaysian banana)
Lineage: Eukaryota; Viridiplantae; Streptophyta; Magnoliopsida; Zingiberales; Musaceae
Product: replication factor C subunit 1
Biological process (GO): DNA replication; DNA repair
Cellular component (GO): DNA replication factor C complex; nucleus
Molecular function (GO): ATP binding; DNA binding; ATP hydrolysis activity
Source: RefSeq, a predicted model, not a curated record